AUGGGUGUGAAAAGAAAGUAUACUGAGUUAGAUAUAGUUAAAAAAAAAAAAAUUGUGGACUUAUUGGAGCAAAAAGUGAGCCAGCGUAAUAUUGCAAUCCAAUUUGGGAUAUCGAAAACCACUGUAGUUAACAUAGGUCAUAAUAAAGAUCUUAUUUUGAAAAUGUGGAAUAAUAAUUGUAGCGGAGACAGAAAAAGAAAACUACGGAAAACGGAAUUUGAAGGCGUAAAUUUAGGCGUGCUGAAAUUUUUUGAAUUAUGCCGGUCAAAAGAUGUUCCUGUGUCUGGAGUAAUGUUGAAGAAAAAAUCUCUGGAAAUCGCUAAAAUGUUGGGAAUUAAUGAAUUUCGAGCCAGUAAUGGAUGGUUGGAAUCUUUUUUAAAACGAAAUAAUAUAAGUUUUAAAGCUUUAUGUGGUGACGCAGCUUCUGCUGAUUUAGAAGAAGCUAAGGAUUGGAACAGUACAAAAUUACAAGAAUUAAUUGCUGGAUAUGAUCCAAAAAAUAUAUUUAAUGCUGACGAACUGGCAUUAUUUUACCGCCAAAUACCAAAAAAAAGUUUUGUAAAGAAAGGUGACAGGUGCAAAGGUGGAAAAAUGGCUAAAGAAUGCUUGAGCGUACUUCUGUGUUGCAGUUUAACUGGUGAAAAAUUUAAAUCUUUGGUUAUAGGAUCAGCAGCCAGACCUCGUGUGUUUAAAAAAGAAGGAGUACGUCCAAAUAAUCUACCUGUAUUUUGGCGGUAUAAUAAAAAAGCAUGGAUGACCCGAGUGAUAUUUGACGAUUGCCACAACACAACUAAGACCCUAAGCAACGUAACAGUUCAGUUUUUUCCACCAAACUUGACGUCUGAAAUUCAGCCUUUAGAUCAAGGCAUUAUAAAGACAGUCAAAGAUCAUUAUAGAUCGAAGCUAUUAGAAUAUAUCGUGUCUAAAGCUGAAAACUGUGAUUGUAAAGAGGAAUUCCAUAAAUCCAUCACGGUUUUACAUGCAAUAAGAUGGUUGUAUGGUGCGUGGAUGGAUAUAAGUCAACAAACAAUUGAAAAGUGUUUUCACCGAGCUGGAUUUGUAAGCAGCGGGUUGGUUAAUGAUAUAGAAGAACGUGAAACUAUUUUGACUGACACUACUCGUAAAUUACCUAGCCACUUUACAGCUGAAUUAGCUACUGAAAGAGAAAUAGAUGAAGCUGAUAAAUUCUUGCCUGUGCACGAAGAAUUGCCGGAUGACAUUGAUAGAGCCUUAAAUGAUUAUUUAUUCAACAAAGACAAUAAUGACGAAGAAACAGAGGGUGAAAAGGAAACAGAUGAUGAAGAAGAAAAAGCAGAGAAAAAUAACCUGGGUUUCGACGACGCACUGAAAUGUGUUAAAGAUUUAAUUAAAUUUUGUAACCAAGAAAACUAUUCGAAUGCAGACAGUUUAUUUACUUUGUAUAAUCGGAUUGAAGAGGACUGGAUUAAGAAGGAGCUUACUAAAUUGAAACAAACCAAACUUGACUGUUAUUUGAAUAAAAGUGAUCUUUAA
Molecule: messenger RNA, 1512 nt
Organism: Cotesia glomerata
Lineage: Eukaryota; Metazoa; Arthropoda; Insecta; Hymenoptera; Braconidae
Product: tigger transposable element-derived protein 6-like
Exons: 2
Coding region: 1-1512 (503 amino acids)
Cellular component (GO): nucleus
Molecular function (GO): DNA binding
Source: RefSeq, a predicted model, not a curated record